This is a messenger RNA of Ornithorhynchus anatinus (platypus), 2980 nucleotides long. RefSeq names its product UDP-N-acetylglucosamine pyrophosphorylase 1 like 1 (gene UAP1L1). The coding region runs from base 31 to 1557 and encodes 508 amino acids. Gene Ontology annotation, biological process: UDP-N-acetylglucosamine biosynthetic process. The record is from RefSeq and is a predicted model, not a curated record. Gene Ontology annotation, molecular function: UDP-N-acetylglucosamine diphosphorylase activity. Lineage: Eukaryota; Metazoa; Chordata; Mammalia; Monotremata; Ornithorhynchidae. The transcript has 9 exons.
AGGGCUCGGCAGGGCUCGGCAGGGCUCGGCAUGGGUUCGGAGGCGGCGGCGGCGGGGGGCCUGCGGGCCUGCGGCCAGGACCAGCUGCUGCACUUCUGGGCCGAGCUGAGCCCGGGCCAGCGGGGAGCCCUGCUGCGGGACCUCGCCCCGCUGCAGCCCGGCCUGCUGCGGGAACACUGCCGGGACGCCCGCCGGGCCUGGGCCCGCCUCCGGGACCCCCCCGGGCGGCCCCCGCUGGACGGCAGGAUGCAGCCCGUGCCCCCCGACUUCCUGGGCAGCGUCCGCCGCGCCGGCCCCGACACCCUCCGCGCCUGGGAGCGGGAAGGGUUCCACCAGAUCGCCCAGAACAAGGUGGCCGUGCUGCUGCUGGCGGGGGGACAGGGGACCCGUCUUGGGGUGACGUACCCCAAGGGGAUGUACAACGUGGGGCUGCCCAGCGGGAAGACCCUCUACCAGAUCCAGGCCGAGAGGAUUCGCAAGGUGGAGGAGCUGGCCGGGCAGAGGUUUGGCGGCAGAUGUACCGUGCCCUGGUACAUCAUGACGAGCGAGUUCACCCUGGGGCCCACGGCCCAGUUCUUCGAGGAGCACGGCUACUUCGGCCUGGACCCGUCCAACGUGGUCAUGUUCGAGCAGAGGAUGCUGCCCGCCGUGACCUUCGACGGCAAGGCCAUCCUGGAACGGAAGGACAAAGUAGCGAUGGCCCCAGAUGGCAAUGGAGGCUUAUACCGGGCCCUUGAGGACAACAGAAUUCUGGAGGAUAUGGAGCAACGGGGCAUCCAGUACGUUCACGUUUACUGUGUGGACAACAUCCUCGUCAAAAUGGCCGACCCCGUCUUCAUCGGCUUCUGCGUGCUGCGGGGGGCGGAUUGUGGAGCCAAAGUGGUGGAGAAGGCCUACCCCACGGAGCCCGUGGGGGUCGUGUGCCAGGUGGACGGGGUCUACCAGGUGGUGGAGUACAGCGAGGUCGGGCCGGAGACCGCCCGGGCCCUCAACGCCGACGGCAGCCUGGUCUACAACGCCGGCAAUAUCUGCAACCAUUUCUUCACCCGCGACUUCCUGGAGACCGUUACUCGGGAAUUUGAGCCGUUGCUGCAGCCUCACGUAGCCGUCAAGAAAGUCCCCUAUGUGGAUAAGGAGGGAAACCUGGUGAAGCCGGAAAAACCCAACGGGAUAAAGAUGGAGAAGUUUGUGUUUGACGUGUUCCAGUUCGCUAAGAACUUCGUUGCCUUCGAGGUCCUCCGGGAAGAGGAGUUCUCGCCCUUAAAAAACGCCGACCCGGCCGACAAAGACAGCCCGACCACCGCCCGCCGGGCCCUGCUCUGUCAGCACUACCGCUGGGCUGUGGGAGCCGGGGCCCGCUUCCCUCAGGGAAGCCAUCCCAGGGUCUCGCCGGACCAGGACCCGAUGCCGGGAGCCCAAGAGCCACCUGCUAUCUGUGAGAUUUCGCCGCUGGUGUCUUAUUUCGGAGAGGGUUUAGAGACGUACCUGAAGGAUAAAGAUCUCCAGUCGCCGUUCAUACUCGACGAGCACAAGGCGAAGAUGUUAGCCACGGCUUGAAUGGUUCGAAAGUCUCCUCCUGGAAUUUGGUCGCUCAAGUGCCUUUAAUUUUGCUGGAAAGAACUCGACCACAGGGCCUUUCUGCAGGGCGCCGAAUUCUAGAAGAGUUUAUGUCUUUUGCUAGUUCUGAUCUCAUGGGAUGUUUUUGCAAAUGAAAGUCGACUCUGGGAUGAAAUUCCCGUGUUCCGCCGAUAGUUACUAAUCUUUUAGUGAUUGGCCCUCGGAUUAAUCUCAUUAAUUGGAUUAUCUGGGUGUUUCCAUUUUCCGUGCUGGCUCUGUCCUUUACCUCAGCCGAUCAAGGAAGGUCAUAAACUUCUCCUCAGUGAACUGCUAGGCUUAGAAACAUUAAGUAGCAUCCGUUGCUUGACCUUCUAAGCAGUUCUUUUUUGAGGGACCUAUUUUUAAGGAAUGUGGGGAAGGAGAAUUUGGAUUUUUUUUUUCUUUGUAAAGGAUUUCAGAUAGGGAAGAGAAAUACCGAUCGAAUACAUCUCUCUUUCGUGAACCCGUGAUGGGUUUCUGGUAGUUUGGAAGCUCCUCGAGGGGCAGGGACCUCAUCUGCUCCCGGACAUCUCAUAGAGUGCUCUGUCCCCAGGAGAUUUUGAAGAUGAUGUUGGUGGGUCCCGAUCUCCCCUCGAAAGACCAAUAGAUUCCCAACUUGCAUUAAGGUUAGGGAUUAGGUCUACCAACUCCGUUGCAUGGUGCUCUCCCAGUGUCCUGCGCACGGUAUGCGCUCCGUAAAGACCCCUAUCCAUUGGUCAGUGGAGGCUUUUCACGCCCCUGGCCUUGGACAUGGAGAAAUCCCCUUUUCACCCUGGGGAAAGAUUCGGGGAAUCGUUCCUUUGAUAAACCAGGCCGGAAACUGGGAGUAGCCGUGCAGGAUGCAGAGAAGGUAGGCCUAAGAGAUGGCUAUUUUUCUCCCCAUUUAGAAUCCUUUGUUUUCCACGCGGAGACCUCAGUGGACCGACCACUUGGAUGGUUUAUCUCGUACGGCCUAUUUGUAGUUGAGUUCCCGGUGGCGGGAAAGAAAUGAGACAGGUCCACCUAGAAGGGCCGGGACAUUUGUGCAGCCAAUAUUACCCUGCUGAGGAGGCGAUUUGUUUUUGACCUCCGGUCUCCAUUCCAUAAAAUGAAGGUUCCAUGUACUUAGCCGUGAGCCCUAUGUGGGACAGGGACUGAAUCUAACCCGAUUUUCUCGUAGCUACCCCGGCGCUCAGUACCGUGCUUGGAAUAUAUCGGCGCUUACUGGAUAUUGUUUUGUUGUCUGUCUCCCCCUUCUAGCCCGUCGUUGAGUGGGGAUCGCCUCUAUCUGUUGCCCAAUUGUGCUUCCCAAGCGCUCAGUCCAGUGCUCUGCACAGAGUAAGCGCUCAGUAAAUGCGAUUGAAUGAGUGAAUGAACGAAUGCCAUAAAGAUUCCUGCCAGAGUG